AUGUUGAGCAUGCAAAGAAAGUUCGGUCGAAUGACCACCAAGCGCACGGCCGAUGACAGCCAAGUCGCCGUGCUCUUGAAGGACUUCGAGGACGCUGAUACUCUCUUGACCAAGAUUAUUGAUUCCACCAAAGCCUGGCGCGAUGCUUGGAGCUCUAUUGCGACUUUCCAGAGUCGCAUGGCCGACGAGUUCGAUGGCCUCUAUGCGCCCAUCGCGAGCUCCUCGGAGACCCCCACUCAGAGACAAGCGUUCAACACACCACCGGCUAUUCUUGCGCGCACCAAUCGAAUGCGCCGUGAAUACGAUGAGUUGCGCACUGACAUGCUGCAAGAGCUCACUGAAGUCGACUCCCGCAUGAUACGCCCCGCGGCAUCGGCGAAGGAUUUUCUGGCGCCCGUGAAGAAGACCAUUAAGAAGCGGAAUGAUAAAAAGACCGACUUUGAACGCUACCAGAGCAAAGUAGAUGGUCUCAUCCAUAAAUCGAAGCGUUCCGAGCGCGAUAAUGCCAACCUCGCCAAGGCAGAGGCCGAUCUUGCUACUGCCAAGGAGAUCUAUCGCGCUGCGGACGAGGAUCUCUGCCAACGUUUGCCCACCCUCGUCUCCCUCCUCUUCUCCUUGGUCCCAUUCAUCCUUGACGCCCAAAUUGAGAUCCAAAACCGCAUGCUAGCACUCUACUACACCGUGCUCCACGCCUACUGCGAAGCAGAAGGCUUCCCCUCCCCACCCCCACCCAUGGACCAUGUAAUCCAGGACUGGGAACUGGCCCAUAAGCCCUCUCAAAGCGACAUCGAAGGUCUUGCCAUCCUAGCACACGGCAAAUCCAUCCGCCGAGCAAACGAGGCCCAAGAAGAACAACGUGGCAAACGGCCCUCGCUAGGCGGUCGCAGCCUCACAAGCUUCUCUGCUACCUCAAGAGGCAGUGACAUGCGCAGCCGCAGCAAAUCUCCCGCACCACCACCAAAUAUGUUCAAUAAGCCCAAACCCUGCGGAUUCGAGGCCUCCCGCCCCGUUUCUCCCUCAUCGUCCGUGAACACUUUCACACCCAGCGUCUCGGCCAUCUCAGCAGCGAGCUCAUCCAGCACAGCCCUCACAGCAGGCAGUGGCUACUUCACUCCACCAGUACCCUCGGAGCCAAUGCCCGUCCACUCAUACAAACGAUCCCCCAGUCCCAUGCCGGCCAAACCGCCGAAGCCAUCAGGGAUCCAAUUCUCACCCGCUGGUCCGAAGAUCGAUCACCACCAGACAUUCAUCUCGCCCACGCCUGCCGUAACGGAUCCCCUGGCCAGCAUGGCGGGUAAGAAAAGGAGACCUCCACCCCCGCCGCCGGCCAAACCGGCCAAGCCACCACGUCCCACUACAACUUUCGUUACGGCGCUGUAUGACUUUGGUGGCCAGGGACCUGAUGAUUUGUCUUUCCGGGAGGGAGAUCGGAUCAAGCUGGUGAGGAAAACGGAGAGUACUGACGACUGGUGGGAGGGUGACUUGCAGGGAGUCCAGGGAUUUUUCCCGGCGAACUAUGUCACAUUGUGA
Penicillium longicatenatum is the source of this 1530-nucleotide messenger RNA. Its product is annotated as BAR and SH3 domain-containing protein. Bases 1 to 1530 code for a protein of 509 amino acids. Gene Ontology annotation, biological process: endocytosis; actin cortical patch localization; plasma membrane tubulation. The transcript has 4 exons. The record is from RefSeq and is a predicted model, not a curated record. Gene Ontology annotation, cellular component: medial cortex; mating projection tip; Rvs161p-Rvs167p complex. Gene Ontology annotation, molecular function: lipid binding; protein binding. NCBI's taxonomy places the organism in Eukaryota, Fungi, Ascomycota, Eurotiomycetes, Eurotiales, Aspergillaceae.